Molecule: messenger RNA, 675 nt
Organism: Dichotomopilus funicola
Lineage: Eukaryota; Fungi; Ascomycota; Sordariomycetes; Sordariales; Chaetomiaceae
Product: glycoside hydrolase
Exons: 2
Coding region: 1-675 (224 amino acids)
Biological process (GO): xylan catabolic process
Molecular function (GO): hydrolase activity, hydrolyzing O-glycosyl compounds
Source: RefSeq, a predicted model, not a curated record
AUGGUCUCUUUCACGACCCUUCUCGCAGCCGUCGCGGCGGUGGCGGUCAACCCGGCCUCGGCCAGCCCGCUCGAGGCUUACAAGGAGAUCAAGAGCCGCGGCAUCCAGCCCGGCACCGGCACCCACGACGGCUUCUUCUACUCGUUCUGGACCGACGGCCAGGGCAGCGUCAACUUUGAGAACACCGCGGGCGGCUCGUACAGCGUGCAGUGGAACAACGUCAACAACUGGGUUGGCGGCAAGGGCUGGAAUCCGGGUGAGCCCCGGUCGGUCACCUACAACGGUACUUGGGACAACUACAAUGUCAACAGCUACCUCGCCCUCUACGGCUGGACCACCAACCCCCUGGUCGAGUACUACAUCGUCGAGGCGUACGGCACGUACAACCCGUCGUCGGGCACGUCCAAGCUGGGCACGAUCGAGGACGACGGCGGUGUGUACGACAUUUACAAGACCACCCGCGUCAACCAGCCGUCGAUCGAGGGCACCUCGACCUUCGACCAGUACUGGUCGGUCCGCCAGGAGAAGCGUGUCGGCGGCACCAUUGACACCGGCAAGCACUUUGACGAGUGGUCCAAGCAGGGCAACCUCAAGCUUGGUACCUGGAACUACAUGAUCAUGGCCACUGAGGGAUACCAGAGCAGUGGCUCGGCUAGCAUUUCUGUGUCGGCUUAA